Camponotus floridanus (Florida carpenter ant) is the source of this 4892-nucleotide messenger RNA. RefSeq names its product monocarboxylate transporter 5. The record is from RefSeq and is a predicted model, not a curated record. Gene Ontology annotation, biological process: monocarboxylic acid transport; transmembrane transport. Gene Ontology annotation, molecular function: monocarboxylic acid transmembrane transporter activity. The coding region runs from base 795 to 3311 and encodes 838 amino acids. The transcript has 8 exons. NCBI's taxonomy places the organism in Eukaryota, Metazoa, Arthropoda, Insecta, Hymenoptera, Formicidae.
GCGCGAUAAAAAAAAAAUCUCUUCGUUGUCAUUGGACAUCGACAAAUUUUGUCAAAAGCGAUAUAAAGUCAACAACGUGACAUUUCGACGUCGCGAAAAACGAUCGAGAGGAACGAGCCGAGGCGUUAUGACACAACGGGGCGACGAUGCAACGCGACGCAACGCAAGGUGAGGCAAGGUGAAGCGUGGUGGGGGGAAUGUCGAGAAGGGGAGGCGAGACGGAAUCGGGGCGACUAGACGUCGUAAGGGGCGCGGCGCGGUGAGACAGAGCCUGGCAAAAAGAGACGAGGCCGACUCCGACACGUGUGCUCCGUUCAAAUCAGGUGCGGCAUCGCGGACAGCCUUUCCUAUGACGUGGAUCCUGAGACUCCUGAACCGCGACCGCGCUCUCUCAUCAGUGUACUGGGUGUCCCCAAGCGAGACGGCCGCGUGGUAGCUCACGUCACACGCGCGAUUGGGAAAACGUGCCGAGGGCACGCGAAUGCGCGAAAUCGUCGUUGCAAUAAGACGGCGCAAAACGCUCUUUCCAAGGAGGAUCGUGCCAGGCUAUAGGAAAUCUCCGGAUUCUCUGACAAUUUGCGCGAGCUGCUCGUCGAACGAGCGACUCGGGCAACUCGAAGGUGUGUGCAUGCUGCAUUCGGUGCAGUCAACGUUUUGUGAAUCAUCAAGGAUCGUCCCGAGGAUCCUUAUGAUAACCGGAGGACAAAGUGGUUAUCAUCCGAUCGAGUUCCAAGGGCUGAAGGGUUGGAGGCGACGUUGGAUUCACUCGGCCACUACCUACAUUUAGAGCGACAAUGGCCAGCAGGAACGAGAGUGACCUGCGAAAUAUUUCAGUAGAUUGCAACGACGACUGCAAUAGAAACAACAAUCAAAACAAUUAUGAUUGGUCCGCGAGCGCCGUUGAAAAGGAAAAUGUGUGCGCAAAGAGGAACCAGGAGAAUCAGUCAGGUAGAGCCCCCUUGGUCGGUUGGCGAAAUGGAAGUCCCACGAGUUCCAUUUGCUAUAAUGUUGACUUAAUGGAUAGCGCAAAAAAUAGACGUCAGAUUAGUUUAGAUUCCACGGAGAAAUCAAACGAUACGAUCGAAUUAAAGGGUCGAAACGGUACAUCGAAAUAUGCUGAGCCAAAUGCAGGUACAACAAUGAAUCGACGAGUCAAUGACUCUAUCGAGUCCAAAAUUAUUUUAGAGCACCAAGAUUCCUUAGAGUCUAUUGAAAAAAAACAUAAGAAACCAAAAAUACCUGAUGGCGGUUGGGGCUGGAUGGUAGUUCUUGCCUCUUUGGUCGUCUCCAUGAUAGCCGAUGGUAUCUCCUUUAGCUUUGGUCUGCUUUACAUCGAGUUUCUUCACGAAUUCGGCGAAUCCAAGUCCAAGACCGCUUGGAUCGGUUCGCUCUUCAUGGCGGUGCCGCUUCUAUCCGGGCCGAUCAUGUCGGCCCUCGUGGAUCGUUACGGAUGCAGGAAAAUGACCAUUCUCGGUGGUCUGAUAUCGGGAGCGGGUUUUAUAAUGAGUAUGUUUGGUAGAACCAUCGAGGUAAUGUACUUGACCUUUGGCGUGAUAGCGGGUCUUGGUCUGGGUUUGUGUUACGUCACCGCAGUUGUGAGCGUCGCCUUUUGGUUCGACAAGAAACGAACCCUAGCUACAGGUCUUGGCGCAUGCGGCACCGGAAUCGGUACAUUCGUUUACGCCCCGAUGACGACAUUCUUUAUUGCCGAGUAUGGUUGGCGAGGCACUACUCUGCUCUUGGCCGGUACGUUCUUCAACAUGAUCGUCGCAGGAGCCGUUAUGAGAGAUCCGGAAUGGUUGACAUGGGAACAGAAGCAGGAUGCAGAAUCGAAAAAAUCGAACGUUCGGUCGGAUGGUAUGAUAAAGCCAAGCGGAAGUCCGUCAGACGAGUUCCCAGGUGUCGAGGAACUUCGAAAACUGCUCAGAAGUGAUCGGGCGCCCGAAUGUUUUUUACAGAAUUUAAGUACGAGCACAGCUGACGGCGGCAAAAGGCAUACAACGAGCGUGGUUAAUCUGCCGACUUUUGUAAAACGUAGCGAAAAGGUGCCUUUGGAAGUAUUGGAAUUAUUACGGUCCAACUCUAAACUGUAUAAUGUUAUUCUGGAAAAUUAUCCCAGUCUCCUAUUAUGUAGAAGUUCAUCCGAUAAACAGUUACAUGAGUCGACGGGGGAGAUUAGUAAUAAAAGAGGAGUUACUAUGUCAAUGAGGCUGAAACGAGCAACGGAAUCGAAAACGAUCCCCGAACAAAGGAACAAUGAUUGUCCGGCAUCCGGCAUUCCCGCCUCAACAAAAAUUGUUUCCUCCAGAAAAAUGUCCAAAAAGGAAAUAGAAGAGAUUAAUCCCUUGCUGAAAGAAGUCACGGUGGUUCCGACGGAAAGAAAAAAAUCUAUGUCGAUAAAACGUUACUUUGACGUUGAGCAGCAUCCCAACGUUGUUAGAACCGACUCGAAACCUUGGCUUAAACGAAAAUUCAGUACCACCCAUUACUUCAAGGAUAUCAGAGUGCAUAGAAAUUCCGUCAUGUACCGCGGCGCUUCCCUAAAUUUGCACAAAUACAGGUUGAGAGCGAGCAGUUGUCCAAACAUCUAUAGAAACAGUAUGAUUACAUUGGAUAAAGAAACCGAACAGAAGUGGUACACCGAACUGAUGGACCUGUUAAAGAGUAUGUUCGACUUUUCAAUGUUUCUCGAAUUUCAUUUUCUGCUAAUGUCGCUGGCGACGAUAUUGCUAUUUACGUGGUUCAUCGUACCGUACUUUUACCUCGCGGAGCACUUGAGUAGAAACAAUUACGACGAAUCUGAUGCCGCUAGACUCCUCAGCAUUAUCGGCAUAACCAAUACUAUCGGAAUGAUCGUUUUAGGCUGGGCUGGCGAUCAACCCUGGAUGAAUGUCUGUAAGACGUACAGCUGGUGUCUGGUAGCAUGUGGAGUCUCUACGUUAUUGAUGUCUAUCUUCACCCAUCAUUACCCGUAUCUAAUGACAACUUCAGCAGCUUUUGGUCUGUUCUUCGCGAGUAAUUAUAGCUUCACUCCUGUUAUAUUGGUCGAACUGAUUCCUCUGGAAAGAUUUACCACCGCUUAUGGUCUCACCUUGUUAUGUCAAGGAAUCGGGAAUCUUGUCGGGCCUCCAUUAGCUGGAUGGUUAUUUGAUGUGACAGAUGCAUGGGAUCUUUCUUUCUUUAUGGCCGGUGCUUGGAUUAUCGUCUCCGGAUUUUUUGUAGGUCUGAUACCGUAUACGAAGAAUCGAAAGAUUUUUGGCAGUGGACCGAUCGAGAGGGAACGAACGAGUACUAAUGACUCUUCAGCUUAAAGCGAGUUAUUAAGCGCAGUUAUUAAAAGAUGAAAGGAAACGAGCGAAUAUUUAUCUACUCAAAAAAAAAAGUUGAAUAACGUACGAAUCUCACUACGCUUAUCCAAUAUAUAGUGCGUCAAGACGUUUAUCACGUAGCAAAUAUUUUUGAAUUUUCUAUUUAUGGCGAGAAAGUACUUUUACGUAUACAAUUUUUUUUUUCUUAUUUUCUUUUUUGUACUUAAAUUCGUGUCACGUGAAUAAUUCUAUUUAUAUAAUGAAACAUAUUAUGAAAAACAAAUUACAAAAUGUACAACAGAUUUGUACGACAGAUUUAAUUGAAUAGAUUACAUAGAUGCGAUAUAAAUAAAUAUUCACUUGUUUGGAACGUACUUAAUCUUGUUACAAGACAACGAUAUGAAAAAAGUCAAAAGAUAUAUUUUAUAAAAUGUGUUUUUUGUAAAACUCGCAUAUAGACGAAUUUAUUUUCAUUAAAAACUUGUGAACGCUUAAAUAUACAUUUACAUGCUUUAAUAAUGUAAAGAAGCGUGUUAACAAUGUUUCUCAGAUAAUCAAAUUUAAUAAUGUUUCUAUCAUAAGUUUAUAUAUAUCGUGUGCAUAUGAUAUAACGUAUAUAUAUCACACACAAAUAUUUUCAAAUUUUUGUCAAACUCUUGUUACCUUAAAGUUCCAAAGAUUAGAUAAGUAAUUACAAAAACAAUAUAGUAAUAUUCAUUUUAUAUUUAGAAAAAAUGUGCGAAGAUUUACGAAAAAAUGCAUAGUUUUGUAAGAAGAAUUCUGCCAUAAAUCACUGAAUUACUUAAUUUAUUUUAAUUGUUCAAUUUACAUCGUAUGACAUAAUGAUUGCGUUCAAUAUAUUAAUAUCUAGACAUUAAAUAUCUGCUACGAUAAUGCAAAGAGACAUAAACAUGUUUCAUUUUCCAUCUUAUUCCAUCUAAUUUUAAAUUUCAAUAUUAUUCAGGUACUUGUCCUAUGAAAAACUAGAAAAUAAUUUGCGAAAUAGGGAGAUCUUUCUUUUUGUGUGCGAAUAGAUUAUAUUUAUAAAAUUAUUAUAUUUGUAAAGCGGUCUACACUAUAGCGGUAACACUGUCUUGUUUGUUGAGUAUAUAUGUGUUUUCCGAUAAAUAUGAACAGAUCAAAUAUUUAUUAUUGAUAAUAUUACAAGUUAUAUAUUAAUGAUAUUAUUAUCAGGAUCUGGAUUAACCGGAUACUCUUUCUCUGAAAUGAGUAAACUAAAUGUAAGAAAAACCUAAAUGAAGAAAAAUUAAAUUCCUUUCAUUGUUAAAUUCCUUUCACUGUAUCUCAAUAUCCUGGAGAUGUCAUUGGAUUAUGUGCAUUAGGGCUUGGGCUUCGACUGGAUGCCCUCGAAACGCCUAGAAUGUUGGCGAGAUUUUGUAUACUCUGAGGAAACAUUCUCGCUAUGAUAAAAUGCUGCGGGCCGAUUAACGCGUCUCCCAUUAUACCAAGACGUACUCCGUUUCCAAGCCUGUGUAAGGUCAUUGACAUGUCUAAAAAAAUGUAUACAACUUGAUGCAAUGAAAAAUACAACGUGCUAUAAAUAUACGCGAGUGAUGAAAUAUA